This is a messenger RNA of Rhinocladiella mackenziei CBS 650.93, 2022 nucleotides long. RefSeq lists its product as uncharacterized. The transcript has a single exon. Gene Ontology annotation, cellular component: NADPH oxidase complex; plasma membrane. The record is from RefSeq and is a predicted model, not a curated record. Gene Ontology annotation, biological process: superoxide anion generation; defense response. Bases 1 to 2022 code for a protein of 673 amino acids. Lineage: Eukaryota; Fungi; Ascomycota; Eurotiomycetes; Chaetothyriales; Herpotrichiellaceae. Gene Ontology annotation, molecular function: superoxide-generating NAD(P)H oxidase activity; calcium ion binding.
AUGGCGAGCACCCAGACCCUCACCGAGAAUGAGAUGAACAGUUUUAUCUCGGCACUCGACAAGGAUCGCGACGGCAACAUCUCCUACGUGGAGCUCGAGCACAAACUCGACGCCGUAUACAAGGAGCUACAACCCGACGCCAGACACUACAAUCUACACCACGACUCAAGGGAACAUGCACGCCACGAGUUUCUGCGUGGCGUCAUGGGCACGGAGAAGGAUUCGAUCCCCGCGGAGGAGUUCAAGCGGGCCGUGGUGUCGUGGAACAUUCCGUCACUCGAGCAGGACAAGCAGGCUGCCCGGGGCGAGGACAACUAUAUGAAAGGGAUCUCCUGGGUCCGGAGGCUGAGGGCGAUCUGGGAGGUCGAUGGACCCGAGUAUCUGUUCCUGCUCAUCGUUGGUGGCCUUCAGAUCGGCUUCGGCCUCUGGCAGUGCGUCAAGUAUUCGACAGGCGGCCAAUAUCAAGCGGCGCUGGGCUGGGGCGUUGGGAUGGCCAAAGCAUGCGCGGGCGCGCUGUAUCCGACAAUGUUCUUUGUGUUGCUGAGCAUGUCUCGGUGGUUCUCGACCUGGAUGCGGAAGUCGUACUACAUUUCUCGCGUCAUCAACUGGGACUUGAGCCAGUCCUUCCAUGUUAAGAUUUCCUGUGCGGCCUUGGGUCUCGCAUCGCUCCAUGCCAUCGGCCAUCUCGCAGGUUCGUUCGUCUACGGUAGUCGAACAAAUCGACAGGAUGCUGUUGCCGCUCUUCUGGGCCCAGAUGCAGUUCCUCGACCAUACAUCGCCUUCAUCCGAUCGACCCCGGGCUGGACCGGACUGACAGCUCUCGGCCUGUUCUACGUGAUUGCCUCAUUCAGCAUCCCUUACAUCCGAAAACGAUCUUAUGAAAUCUUUCAGAUUGGUCACCUUCUGAUGUUUCCUUUCAUUGGUCUCCUGAUGGCACAUGGCACCGAGAACCUCCUUCAGUUUCCUGUUCUUGGCCUCGUCAUGGCGGUCCCCUCCUUACUGGUAUUGGCUGAGCGCUUGACAAGGAUCAUAAGCGGCUUUCACAAACUUCCUGCAACACUCCAAGUUCUAGACGAGGAGACGGUAUGCAUAAGCUGCACGAUUCCCGGACUCCGCAUAUGGCGAUACAAAGCGGGCCAGUAUGUAUUUUUGCAAGUCCCUCAGAUAUCCUUCUUUCAGUGGCAUCCGUUCACCAUCUCGACGUGUGUCGGCAGAGAAAUCCAACUCCAUAUCAAGACCGAUGGAAACUGGACCGAAAAAUUGCGAGAAUUGAAAGACCUUAGGUUUGUGGGAAUUGACGGUCCCUUUGGGGCACCGGCUCAAAGAUUCUACGAGUUCGACCAGGCGAUCAUUGUUGGUGCCGGGAUCGGUGUAACACCAUUCUCGGGGAUUCUGAAUGAUUUGCAGACGAGAGAAGACCACCAUUGGAGCCGACGACGCGACUCGACUUCGACGAACGCGUCGAACGAGAUCUCGCGACCAGCUGCGACAACGUCGUCAAAUGCCAACGGCAACAGGGCCAUUAUCAACGCCAAAUCUUACGACCUCGAGAAAUAUCGCCGCGUGGACUUCCACUGGAUCGUGCGCGACAAGAACCACUUGCUUUGGUUUUCGGAUCUGCUCAACAAGAUAUCUUCUGAAUCUUCACAGCGGAAUCCCAACCUCGAUGUCCGAAUCCACAACCACCUGACCAAGAAGCGUAAGGACAUCUCCGAGCACAUCUAUCGGUGGCUGCUCGAGAAGCAUCGCACAGAGGCGCAGCCCAUGUCACCACUAACAGGGCUCAUUGCGCCGACGCAUUUUGGACGGCCGGACUUCCCCAAGAUCAUGAACGAGCAUUACGACGAGAUGGUUACGUUGUUCGCGAGGGAUAAAGCUAGAAAGAGGAAAGUUGGCGUUUUCUUUUGCGGCGCACCGGUCAUCGGCCAUGCUUUGGCCGACUUAUGCCAUCAGAUGACGCUUAGAGGAAGGGAGGAUGGGACGGAAGUGGAGUAUCAUUUCAUGGUUGAAGUUUUUGGGUAA